GCCGGUGGCCUCCAGGCUGCGGACCGGGAUGCGCGGCUCGGGGUGCGCGGGCCACGGCGGCGGCCUGCCCAGGUACAACUAUGGAAGAACUGGAAAGGCUCAACAAAGAAAUUGAAUCUGUCAAGACUGAAGUUGAAGAAAAGCAGGAGAGGUUCUCCAAGUUAACUUUAACACUUGAAGAACUAUCUCAAAGCCACAUCGCCUCCCGGAGUGACAAAAAUAUGAGGCAAGAUGUUCUUGAAUAUAAUAGCCUACUUCCAAAGCAGAAGUGGAAUGAACCAUCAAAGAACGAAGAGAGUCAGCCUAGAAAGUAUGUGCUGGACCACAAAUGUCUGGCAACGGAUCUAGAAUAUGAUCCCUUGCUGAAUUAUUCUGCAGGGCUGCUUGGGGCAUCGAAAGCAGGGCAAGAUAAGACUGAUACACGACACCUCUGCACCUGGAAAAAAUCUGUGGGUGAAAAUUGCCACAAGCCCCAGGAGAGCCAAAGACCUUAUGUUUCACCAAUAAGAAUUAUGAUAAAUCUUCAAGAAUCUGAUGAAGAUGACCUUGUAAUGGAUGUACCUCCAAUCAUGCCUAUUGCUAAGAAAUCUAAACCAUUGAGAGGCUUCAAAUAUCAGAAUAUAGACGAAAGGAUACAUAUAAUGUCCUCAGAGGAGAGAAAUCUUCAAAUAAGUGGCACCGAAGAGGAAAAAAUAGAUAAAACCCAACCAACCACACUGAUAGAUGAUGAUGGUAACAAAUCAGAACCACCAAAAUUGCUCAUGCAAAACUCCCUAGUUAAAAAAAGUAACAUAAACUUGUAUGGUGUUAAAAACCACAUGUCUGAGAUGGGAAGCUUUGGUGGUGAGAGAAACUAUGUCUGUAUUUCAGAAGAAAGUAUAUCUUGUGCACCUCUCAGUGACAGAGAAAUACGGAACAGAAUCCAUGAUGAUAAUUACCCACAGAGUAAAAAAUACAUAAAAACAAUUUAUGAUUCUCAGAAUGAAGAAAGUGAAUGUCGUUACUCAAGCCAGCCCCAAAUCUCUUCCCCGGAUGAGCAUGCGGAAGACAAAGUGCUGAGAGAACAAGAUGAUAGUCAAGACUUCACUACUUUUGAAGACCACAAGUUAGUCGAAUUUGAUUUUGAUAAGGAACAUACUGAAGAGGACACUCCCUCUGAUUAUGACGACACGAUGAAGGAAUGUCUACAGAUUUUCACUGAGUUCACAGAAAGUGAAGCUUGUAGAGAGACUACUAAACAGGCUUCAGGAAAGCAAAUGGAAUUAGAGAUGUUGUAUUGUCAAAACACUUCUGGACCAAAAAGGAGAAUUGCACAUAUUGCCAAGUUUGAUGUUCCAACCAGUAAGGAGAUCAUUAGCCCAUUCAGGGAGCCAGUUCCACCACUAAUUAGUCAUCCUGGAAUCCCUCAGGCCCAGCAACAGGCAGUGCAGAUAAUGGCUGACAUCAGGAGUAAGCAGGCUUUUCUUGCUGCCGGGUCAGAACAAAAUAAAACCAUAUUUGCAUAUCCGAUCUCUCAGGCCCAAAGGAAAGCCUCAGGAGAAAAUUUGCUUAUAUCAAGUGGCCUUCAUGUGGAUGUUGUUCUGUCAAGGGAAAAGCCAACUGCAAAGCUAGGCAGAGCACACAUUCCUGUGAAAAGUAUUGCUUCUAUUCCUAUAAAGAUGCCAAAAUACAGGGUGGCUCAUCGCAAGCGGGCUUUGGUCACACCAGAAUCCUCUUCCAAAGUCCCUGAGGAAGUGAGACAACACUAUGUCAAUCUCUUUGUUGAGAAGUAUUUGAGAGUUUAUAAAACAGAGGAUGAGGCUCUUCACAAGGCUAAAAUAGAAGAAAAGACCAUUUAUGAACGCUGUGGCAGUAGAAAUAUGUAUGUGAACAUAGCAAUAAAUACUCUUAAGAAGCUGAGACAUCAAGAUAUGUCUGGAAGCAGGAACAACAGCAAAACAACUGGAUUGAAAAAGAAUGAAAAGAAUAGUGCCCUCACAGGAAUUACUCUCUACAGACAUCUGAAAGACUAUCUUCUAAGCAAAGAACAGUUACAUGAAAAUAAUUAUCCCCAACCCAACCCUGAGAAACCAGGAAGUAUUCUUUUAACCACAGGCAUGACGAAAGCUCUUGUAAAUGACACUUCAAGGAAGAUAUGCUGUCGUUGUGGGAAAAUAUAUGGUGUGACAUCCACGGGCAAACACUGCAGGGUAGAAGAAUGUAACUACCACUUCGGCCCUGUGCUGAGUCAUAAAGUCCUUGGUGGCUUAGAAACACGGUACAGCUGUUGUGGAGGUGUCCUUGGAUCUGCUGGGUGUCAGGUCGCCAAGCUUCACGUUCAUGACCAAAAAGAAAACAUCAAGGGAUUCGUGAAGACUUUUGUCAAGUCCCCUCCUCCUGAUGGCAAUCCCGGCGUAUUUGCUGUGAAUUGUGAGGUGUGCUAUACAGCCAAAGGUUUGGAACUUACUCAAGUGACAGUGGUUGAUCCCAGCCUCCAGGUGGUCUACGAUACAUUUGUGAAACCAGAUGAUGAAGUCAUUGACUAUAACACCAGGUUGUCUGGUGUGGUGGAAGAUGACUUGAAGAACACUAAAACAUCAAUCCGUGACGUCCAAGCCAUCCUGUUGAACCUGUUCAGUGCUGACACUGUACUAAUUGGACAUAGCUUUGAACAUAGUCUGUAUGCUCUUAAGUUAAUUCAUUCUUCAGUUGUGGACACGACAAUUCUGUUUCCUCAUCGGCUAGGCUUGCCUCACAAAAGAUCCCUCAAGAGUCUAGUAGCUGACUACCUGCAGAGAAUCAUUCAGGAUGAUGGAUGGAGAACCCUAAAACCUCUGCUUAUGUUAAAAGCACUGUGUGCCAAUGUCCACUGCCUGGUGUAGUCCUGGAUCUUCCACAGGCAUCAGACUAGCAAUUACAUAGAGAAUGAUGGCCAGAUCAUUGUUCGGCAAGUUGCCUGGCCUUUGAGCUCGUGUAUAAAACUUCAGUUGGUGUGGAGAUCUAAUUCCAGUCUAAAUUUUCUUGAGUACCUCUUUCAUAUGUGCUUUUCAUUAAAUGAGAUUCUAAAAUUCACUGGGUUCAUGUUAUCUCACAGUAAAUUGUGUGUGUAUGUUAGAAGCAGUAUAGUUCAAAUUCAAUGGAUUCAUCAUAUGUGGACUUGAUGUAUACUGACUGGUUUGUGUAUCUUGCUCUCAGAACAUUUUUUGUUUUUGUUUUUGUUUUUUUUCCUGAUGAAAUACACCCAACAUUAAACAAGUGAAUCAAGUACAACAACUAGAAUUACCAACUACCCUGUCAGUGGCAUGGCCAUAUGCACAGUGAGCAGUGUCUGCCUUGGAAUGGAGGCCAGUUACUCUAUACAUUUGUGCCUAUCCAUAUAGGCUCCUCGUUUGCACAAUACAGAAUUCUAAGAAAAUUCUGAGUAUUGAGUAUGUUAAAAUUUAUGUUAUAAUGCUAUGUUUCUAAAGAUUACCUAAGAUAUGGGAAGGCCGUCUGAUCCUGUCAUUAAUUGUGCAAAAUACUGACUGUACCCUGCAGUCUUUACUCUUUCAUUCUUUGUCUGUUAGACGCUAAUGCUGUCUCACAGUGGGUCUUUAUCUGCUUUGCUAAAAAUAUUCACAUCUCAAAAAAUUCCUACAGAAUUCUAUUAUAAAAUGUAAUGUGUUCUAUUGAAGACCAUCUUGAACCUUAGACAUGAAAAUAUUUCACUUAAUAAAAAACAGCUUCUAUAAACAUAGAAUACCCCAUUUUUUCAGAAUAAUACAAGAAAGGAAAAAUGCCAUACCAUUUUAGAUGUGUUGAUCAUUGAUUUUUCUUAUCUAAUCUCAUAUAUAUUAUUCUCAUCAGAACCAUAGGCUUUAUAUUUUGGGUAAAUUUCAUCCACUUUAAAAAAUCAUGUCAUUUUGUAUCUAAGGUCAUUCUUUGUGUAGAGAGUUGUACUUUUUCUAGCACUCUCUAUUUUUGGCUUUUUGCCAGAUCUCAUUUACUAAUACCUGCCACUUUGUUGUUCUCUCUGGAAAAGAGGUACAUGGAGAAGGUAACAAUGUACUAUCUUGUCACAGCAAAGAAGUGACAAUGUGAGGAGAGGCUACAUAACAAAAGAGAUGUUUGCUAAUCUAGAUUUCUGUAUAAUAUUUAUAAAGCAAUCAAAAUCAUGUUUUACUAAGUGACCAGUGUUAAUUUUUUAUAAACAUGAACUCAAAGCUUCGUUUUGAGAACAGCUAUGGGUAGUAUCAUGGAUACAGUCAUUGUAUGUCUAACACAUUGU
This is a messenger RNA of Canis lupus familiaris (dog), 4246 nucleotides long. RefSeq names its product RNA exonuclease 1 homolog (gene REXO6). The record is from RefSeq and is a predicted model, not a curated record. The transcript has 16 exons. Lineage: Eukaryota; Metazoa; Chordata; Mammalia; Carnivora; Canidae. Gene Ontology annotation, molecular function: nucleic acid binding; exonuclease activity. Gene Ontology annotation, cellular component: nucleus. The coding region runs from base 81 to 2861 and encodes 926 amino acids.